Messenger RNA from Cannabis sativa, 1386 nucleotides. RefSeq lists its product as uncharacterized. The transcript is spliced from 8 exons. The coding region runs from base 537 to 1199 and encodes 220 amino acids. Lineage: Eukaryota; Viridiplantae; Streptophyta; Magnoliopsida; Rosales; Cannabaceae. The record is from RefSeq and is a predicted model, not a curated record.
UAUAAUUAUUAAAUGUGCAUUUCAGAUGCCGACUCUACACCAAUCAGUUGAUGAUAUCACUCCAACCACAGUUGGAUGGAAAAUAAAAAUGACAGUUCUACAAAAAUUUCCACCACGAACAAGCAUGAGUUCACCAGUCCGAUAUCAGAAGCUGUAUUUAUCUGAUCCAAAGGGGACGAAAGUAGAUGCAGUAAUUUUCGCAGAAGAUAUUGAAUCUUUGGAGGACACUUUGCAUGAGUUACACACCUACCACAUCAGUGAUGCCCGUGUCAACAAAACCCCUGCCAGAUACCUUAAAAAUGGCACAAAUUACAAUUUUAGCUGGACGCUGAACUCAAAAACACAAGUUGUUGAAGUCCAAGAUGAAAAACAAAUUUCUAAGCCAGUCCAUGAGUUCGUUUCGUUUAAGAACUUGUCAUCUGACAAAUACUCCAACACACCACAAGAUAUCAUAGGAGUAGCUGUCAAGAUAAACCCAACAAAAGUGGUGAACACAGUGUAUGGACAGCGAACCAUACAAGAAAUUUAUCUAAUCGAUGACAGGACUGUCGUUGUCAAGCCGUGAAUCAAGUACAACCGAAAUCAAUCCUGAUAAUUACGAAGCAACUACUCUUCAUCAAUGGGCUGAAAAUAACAAAGCAGACAUAAAUAAUAUUACUAUUCAAGCACCUACAUCUCAGUAUUCUCCAAAUUCAUCUGCUGCAAAACGAGAAUAUGUUAAGAACAACGAAGUUACCGAUUUGGUAAAGCAAUUAAAGCCAACUCAGAAAGCAUAUUAUUGGAUUGAAGCUGAAAUCAUAUUAAAAAAUAUCAACCAAGAUUUUUAUUACAUGUCGUGUGAUUUUUGUAAUAAGAAACUUAUGUUCUACAACGACAACGAAGAAACAGAUUGUGAAAAUCCAAAAUGCGGAAAAAGAUGUCUUCCUACACCACGUGCAAGGACAUAUGUACAACUCGACGAUGGUACAGAGCUGCUAGAUGCUGUGAUGUUCGGUGAUGUUGCAGAAAACAUAUUCUCAUGUACUGCAGUUCAAUUAAGAUCAUAUUCGGACGAGAAACAUAAGUUGUUUGUCCAAAAAACUACAAGGCAACUAUCAGCCAAAAAAUGGAGAAUUCAGUUGUACGUAGAUGCAAACCGAACAAUGAGUUCAAAGUACAAUCAGUUCACCAUUCAAGCAGUUGAACCAAUGGAAGAUUAGGCAGAAGUUGUCAUUUUUCUUUUACAGUAAUUUUAUUUUAUUUAGUGUUAAGACUUUUCUUGGUGCCGAGCUUCUUUCACUUUCUAUUGACUUGUUAUCUACGGAUUUACAUGGAGUAUUGUAUGCAAGUCUUUCAUAAAUCCAAUAUUCUAGAAGUAAACAAUAAGUAUCGUUUUAUUUUGAUUUA